AUGAGCAGGCAGUUAGGAAUCAGAGAGAAGAUGAAGCUCCACCCAUCCAUCAGAGAGAAGAUGAAGCUCCACCCAUCCACCAGAGAGAAGAUGAAGCUCCACCCAUCCAUCAGAGAGAAGAUGAAGCUCCACCCAUCCAUCAGAGAGAAGAUGAAGCUCCACCCAUCCAUCAGAGAGAAGAUGAAGCUCCACCCAUCCAUGAGCAGGCAGUUAGGAAUCAGAGAGAAGAUGAAGCUCCACCCAUCCAUCAGAGAGAAGAUGAAGCUCCACCCAUCCAUCAGAGAGAAGAUGAAGCUCCACCCAUCCAUCAGAGGGAAGAUGAAGCUCCACCCAUCCAUCAGAGAGAAGAUGAAGCUCCACCCAUCCAUCAGAGAGAAGAUGAAGCCACCCAUCCAUCAGAGAGAAGAUGAAGCUCCACCCAUCCAUCAGAGAGAAGAUGAAGCUCCACCCAUCCAUCAGAGGGAAGAUGAAGCUCCACCCAUCCAUCAGAGAGAAGAUGAAGCUCCACCCAUCCAUCAGAGAGAAGAUGAAGCUCCACCCAUCCAUCAGAGGGAAGAUGAAGCUCCACCCAUCCAUGGGCAGGCAGUUAGGCAUCAGAGGGAAGAUGAAGCUCCACCCAUCCAUGGGCAGGCAGUUCGGCAUCAGAGGGAAGAUGAAGCUCCACCCAUCCAUGGGCAGGCAGUUAGGUAUCGUUGA
Molecule: messenger RNA, 696 nt
Organism: Oncorhynchus keta (chum salmon)
Lineage: Eukaryota; Metazoa; Chordata; Actinopteri; Salmoniformes; Salmonidae
Exons: 1
Coding region: 1-696 (231 amino acids)
Source: RefSeq, a predicted model, not a curated record